AUGAAAGUGAGCGAAAUUACAGCCAGCGGGGAGGGCAAAACACCUCUACCUACUGCUGAUACAGCUGUUAAAGCUGUAAAGGCCGGUCGCACAAACGAUGUCGACAUUGCGGCGCAGAUUUUAUCGAACUAUGCAGACGAGAUGGAUGGGGAUAGUUGGACGAUUGAGGAAGAGAAGAAACUGAUCCGAAGAAUUGAUUGGCGCUUAAUCCCUGUGGUGACAGUCAGAAGCAUUAUACCUGCAAGAAUUAACAAGCUGAUCAAUUUUUCAAAGCUUUUCGUGUGUGCUACUCUUUCGGGGCUGGAUAAGACUGCCAUCGCAGCUGCGGCAAUCUAUAAUAUCAAGACCGACCUUCAUUUGAGUGGUAGUCAGUAUUCAUGGAUUGGCUCUGCGCCAUUCUUUGGCGGCCUGGCAUUCAUGGGGCCAUCUGCGUAUCUCUUACAGAAAGUUCCUGCAGUCACACAUUUUUCGUUGAACGUAUUUUGCUGGGGCGUACUCGAAAUGUGCAUGGCAGCAUGCACCAGCUUCGGAGGCCUUUUCGCAUGUCGGUUUCUACUGGGUGGAUGUGAGUCUCUUUUGAUUCCAGCCGUGACUUUGGUUGUGUCAAUGUGGUAUCGACCAGAGGAACAACCGAAAAGGAACAGUGGAUUUUCUACUGGCGGGUCACUAACUCAGAAAAGCAUAAUAUUGAAUGUGGUUGCCCCUAUACUCAAUCCCUUCAUUGCUUGGGUGGUUGGCUACUAUCACGGUCCGUUCGAAGCAUGGAAGAUCAUCUUCCUUUUGAUCGGUAGAGUUACUAUUGUGUGGGCUCUAGUCGUAUACAUUGUUUUACCAAAUAAUCCUCUUGAGGCGCGAUUCUUAACAAACCGCGAGAAGUACAUUGUGAUCCAGCGGAAGGCAGCCGAUAAUACAGGUAUAGAGUCAAAAGCAUUCAAGAUAGAGCAAGUUUGGGAAGCUUUCACAGAUGUGAAAACUUGGUUGAUCUGGUUUGCCAUUGCUGCGUUGCAGGUACCCAAUGGAGGUCUUACGACUUUUAAUACGCUAAUUAUAUCUGGCCUUGGCUUUGGAGAUUUUGAAACAUCUCUCUUGUCAAUGCCCACUGGAGCUAUGAGCACUAUAUCUGGCAUUGCCCUGUCAUAUCUAGCUGCGACUACCAGAAGAUACCGGGUAGCGAUAGUUGUCAUCUCAAUACUUCUUCCACUAUUAGGCGCUGUCAUUUGUUAUGCAUUGCCCCGGACUGAUCUUGCGGGGCAACUCGUUGGUCUUUAUACAUACUGGGCGCCCUAUGUCACCCUUGUUUCAAUCUAUCAGGCCAAUGUUGCUGGUCAUACCAAGAAAAUAGUUUUGUAUGCAUGGUUUUACAUCGCAUGGACCACUGGAAACAUUAUAGGUCCGCAGACCUUCCGCGCUGAUCAGGCUCCAGAGUAUACAGGUGGAACCAUCGCGAUGAUCGUAUGCUAUAUCGUUGCCAUGAUAUGCAUUGUAAUUUAUGGAAUGGUGUGUCAUCUAGAUAACAAACGGCGCGCUGAGGCUAUUCAAAAUCAGCUAUCUGCUGAUCAGGACUGGCUGGAAUUGACAGAUAAAGAGAACUCUGGGUUUAAGUAUACAACCUAG
This is a messenger RNA of Penicillium malachiteum, 1614 nucleotides long. RefSeq lists its product as uncharacterized. Gene Ontology annotation, biological process: transmembrane transport. The coding region runs from base 1 to 1614 and encodes 537 amino acids. The transcript is spliced from 8 exons. The record is from RefSeq and is a predicted model, not a curated record. Gene Ontology annotation, molecular function: transmembrane transporter activity. Gene Ontology annotation, cellular component: membrane. Lineage: Eukaryota; Fungi; Ascomycota; Eurotiomycetes; Eurotiales; Aspergillaceae.